AUGAUCAGACGAAACUCCACCAAAGACUCUGAUCAGAAUAAGAGGGCCCACAUUGAGGAUGGAUAUACUUCAGAUAGUUCUGAAAUCUUUGAAACAAUCGAUAGGUCCGACAAGUGGCAGAAAACUAUAACCAAAGUUGUGAAAGCAGUGGUUUCUAUUCAGUUCAGCCAAAUUUCCAACUUUGAUACGGAAACUUCCCUUGUAAGUGAAGCCACUGGGUUUGUGGUGGAUCGUGAUAGAGGGAUAAUAUUGACCAACAGACAUGUUGUUGGACCAGGACCUUUCUGUGGAUAUGCCGUUUUUGACAAUCAUGAAGAGGCAGUAGUUAAACCAGUAUACCGAGAUCCAAUCCAUGAUUUCGGAUUCUUACAGUUCAAUCCAAGAGAUAUCAAACAUAUGGAAUUAUCCCAAUUAGAAUUGUAUCCAGAUUUAGCUCAAGUUGGUACAGAGAUCAGAGUUGUAGGUAAUGAUGCUGGAGAGAAAUUAUCGAUCUUGGCAGGGUUUAUCUCUAGAUUGGAUAGAAAUGCUCCUGACUAUGGUAGUAUGAAUUAUAAUGAUUUCAAUACCGAAUACAUUCAAGCUGCUGCUAGUGCUAGUGGUGGAUCUUCAGGUUCUCCUGUAAUUAAUGAAGAUGGUUACGCUAUAGCUUUACAAGCUGGUGGAUCUCUGGAAGCUUCAACAGAUUUCUUUUUACCAGUGUUUAGACCUUUGAGAGCAUUAGAAUGUAUCAGAAAAAGUCUUCCAAUCACCAGAGGUGACAUUCAAGUUGAAUGGAAAUUAAGACCUUUCGAUGAGUGUCGUAGAUUAGGAUUAUCAGAAGCAGCCGAAGCCGAAGCAAGAAAACAUUUUCCUUCGAAGAUAGGUUUAUUGGUGGUGGAAUUGGUGUUACCUGAAGGUCCUUCUGAUGGGUUACUUCAAGAAGGUGAUACAUUAAUUUCCAUCGAAGAUGAACCUGUCAGCACAUUCGUAAGGAUGGAUGAGAUUUUAGAUGAAAGAGUAGGGCAAACCUUGAAGUUUGUCAUACAAAGAGGUGGAGAAUACUUGACACAGCAAAUUGAUAUUGAAGAUAUUCACGCUAUAACACCCAAUCAAUAUGUUGAAUUAGCUGGGGCUACAUUUAAUGAUCUCUCUUAUCAAUUGGCAAGAACUUUCUGUGUACCGGUGGGAGGUGUUUAUAUCAACGAUGCUAGUGGAUCUUUUAGAGUCUCUGCAUAUGAAGACAGUGGGUGGCUUCUCGAGUCAGUUCAAAAUCAACUCGUAGAGAACCUCGAGGAGUUCGUUGAGGUAAUGAAGACAAUUCCUGAUAUGACUAGGGUCAACAUAACUUACAGACAUAUCAGUGAUUUACAUAUUGAACACUACCAUAGUUUUUAUCUCGACAGACAUUGGUGUUCUAGUUUCAGGAUAGCCACCAGGAACGAUGAUACUGGAUUAUGGGAUUUCAAAACGCUUCAAGACAAACCUUUACCAGCCGUGGAGAUAAAAGAACCAAAAUUUGCCAAGUUUUUUGAUAUUCCUAUCGAGGAUCCAACCAGACAAGCUUGUAGGGCUUUAUCGAAUUCAUUUGUUCUUGUUAGAUGCAUUACUCCAAUCAUCUUGGAUUCAUAUCCCUUUAGAAACCAGAUAUGCCAUGGUGUGGUGGUAGAUGCCGUCAAUGGAUACAUCUUGAUUUCUCGUAAGACUGUUGCCCAUGAUUUAUGUGAUAUCAUUGUCAUUAUUGCCGAUAGUAUUGAUGUUCCAGGGAAGGUUGUAUUUUUACAUCCUCAUUUGAACUACGCUAUUGUGAAAUAUGAUCCAUCCAAAGUGACUGCUGAUGUUAAAGCCCCCAAAUUCAGUGACAAACCUUUGAAAAGAGGAGAAACUACCCUUUUUAUUGGUAGUAAUUCUAGUUACAGAUUGGUUACGGAAGAAGUUCAAGUUAGCGCAGUUGAAACUGCGGUAGUACCUCCAACAUAUUUAGCUCCCCGUUAUAGAGGAUGUAAUCUUCAAUGUGUCAUGUUAGAUAGUCAACUUCCUCAAGAAUGUAGUUCGGGAAUGUUAGUCGAUGACGAUGGAACUUUAAGAGCAUUCUGGUUGUCAUACCUAGGUGACGAUCCUAAGCACGGUGGUCUUAGAAUGGGCCUUGAUGUCACAGAUGUAAAGGAUGUCAUAGAAUCUUUGAAAAUUAACCAAGUCCCUGAAGAUUUGAAAGUACUUGACGCCACUUUCUAUACCCUCCCGGUAUUACAAGCAAGAUACAGAGGUGUUAAUCAAGAUUGGAUUACCAGAUACGAAACUGAAAGCGAAGAUCAAGUGUCUUUCAUUGCUGUAGAAAAAGUAUCAGCUCCCUUAUUGAACCUGACCCACACUCCUUUGAAAACUGGUGAUAUAAUCUUAUCAUUGAACAAUAAGCUUGUUCAUAGUAUGAGGGAUUUGGGUAUUAUGUAUAAAUCCGAUAGAUUAAACUUCAAAGUUGUCAGACAAAUGAAGGAGAUGGACAUUGAGGUAUCAACCUUGAGUACUCAAUCUUUGAACACCUCUCAUGUGGUCAUAUGGUGUGGAGCUAUCAUCCAAAGACCUCACCUUGGGGUGCUUCAACAAAUGGAAAAGAUCCCUAGCGAAGUUUACGUCACUCACAGAAGUAGUGGGGGGCCAGCACUUCAAUAUGGAUUAGCAUCGGUCAGUUUCAUCACUCAUAUUAAUGAUAUUGAAACCCCUGACUUAGAAACCUUCAUAAAUGUAGUUAAAGACAUUCCAGAUAAUACUUACACUAAGAUUAGAGUGGUUUCUUUUGAUAUGGUACCUGUAGCUAUAUCGAUCAAGACAAAUUACCAUUAUUUCCCCACAUCGGAAUUCAAGAAAGAAGAAGGUGUAUGGAAGCUGAUAGAUCAUGGAAAAGAAAAUUAG
This is a messenger RNA of Yamadazyma jaroonii, 2886 nucleotides long. The record is from the annotation of a GenBank genome assembly. Lineage: Eukaryota; Fungi; Ascomycota; Pichiomycetes; Serinales; Debaryomycetaceae.